AUGUUUUUCAGACGAAGCGAAGUGGAGCAGUUGCCGAUGCGGUUGAGUUUGAAGUUGUCCUGCAACUGGACUUUAUGGUACACGAAUGCGUCGGCGAAAACGACGGAGACGUUCGAGCAAUGCUUAAUUCCCUUGGGUAGUGUAUCGACGGCUGAGGCAUUCUGGGCGUUGUAUUCACACUGCAUUCGGCCAUCGAACUUGCCGAAGGGUACGGAGUACCACCUGUUCCGCGAAGGCAUCAGGCCGAUGUGGGAAGACGAAGCGAACGCAAACGGUAGCACACUGUUACUCCGACUGAAACGUGGCUACAUUGACUACUGCUGGGAAGCGCUACUCCUCGCUCUCAUCGGGGGCCAGCUCGGUCCCGAGGCAAAUGGCGCCGUGGCCGGUCGCAGAUUCACCGACGAUCACCUUAGCCUCUGGAGUUCCAAGUUCCACGCCGAUCAACACCAACAGAUUUCUGCCAACGUCUGCAGACUCCUAGGAUUAAAAGAGGACUCGCCUUCCGAAUAUAAAAGUCACGCUGGCACUUUAGAGAGAACAACCGUAAUUCCCUGA
Messenger RNA from Gregarina niphandrodes, 558 nucleotides. Its product is annotated as eukaryotic translation initiation factor 4E type 2. Gene Ontology annotation, biological process: translational initiation. Lineage: Eukaryota; Apicomplexa; Conoidasida; Eugregarinorida; Gregarinidae. The record is from RefSeq and is a predicted model, not a curated record. Gene Ontology annotation, cellular component: eukaryotic translation initiation factor 4F complex. Bases 1 to 558 code for a protein of 185 amino acids. Gene Ontology annotation, molecular function: translation initiation factor activity; RNA 7-methylguanosine cap binding. The transcript has a single exon.